AUGAUGAUGGGCGGAAACAACCAAGUUUGUGCACAAAACGAGGGCGGCGGAGAAGGCGGUGUAAUAUUGAAAAAGGGGCCGUGGACGGCGGUGGAGGAUGUGAUUUUGGCGGAGUACGUGAGGACUCACGGUGAAGGGAACUGGAAUGCGGUGCAAAAGAACACGGGGUUGGCACGUUGUGGGAAGAGUUGUAGGCUACGAUGGGCUAACCAUUUAAGGCCGAACUUGAAAAAAGGAGCUUUUUCUCCUGAAGAAGAAAGGUUAAUUAUUGAGUUGCAUGCUAAAAUGGGUAACAAGUGGGCUCGCAUGGCUAUUCAGCUUCCAGGAAGAACAGACAAUGAAAUCAAGAACUAUUGGAACACAAGGAUUAAGAGAAGACAACGCCAAGGCCUCCCACUCUACCCUCCUGAUAUCCAACCCUUGCAUUCCCAACAUCAACGAAACCAGCACCGUUCGCUGCCGGCAACGCCAAUUGCGUCCCCGACGGGCACGUCGACGACAACCUCGUUCACCUUCCAACCCCCGAUGAUGCCGUCAUCAUUGCCGAAUCUCCAAGGUUCUAUGACAUUGCAAUUGCACCCUCUCCAUAUCCCACGAUCGGCGUCGUCUCACAUGCUCUAUAACCCGCAUUCGACACCACCGUCUCUCCAGAGUCCGGGCGGGGGCUCGACACCGCCCCCACUUCCUAGCCCUUCACCUUCGACACAUGUGUCCCCGUUGCAAUCUCCCCAUAAGCCUUCGUUUUCAACUCUCCCUCUAUUUGAUUCUUCAACAUCAAACACUUUUAACAACAACAUCAAUGCUAACUAUGGUAAUAAUGAUAACAGCAAUAAUACUAUAUCUUCCGAUUUCUUCUUCCCAAGAGCAACCCCUCCCCUCGAGAUACCGAUGCGAUACAAGCGGUUCAAACACGAUGUAAGCGAAAGUAACAUCAAUGGCGGCAAUGGCAGUGGCGGUACUUGUUCGAGCUUUACGUUACCGUAUCCUACUUCGCAGAAGAAUUCAUUUUUCAAUCCACAUAAUGUUACAGCAACGGUUGAUACUUGUACACCAUCGACAUCUCCACACUACUGUUCCCCUUCAUAUUCAUUGGAUCCGAUCACACUCGAUCUUACUUCGUCUUCAAGGAUCCUCGCCGAUCAAUACCAUGCCAAUACAGGACAGUUCAUAUCGACGCCGGGAUUUGUUUAUCCGACGAAAACAAACAACGAGCUCCCUUCAAACCAUUUUUUCUCCCUAGACGGGAAUUCAGAAGUUACGAUUGAUACUAAGGGGAAUAGUAGCUACAUCAGUAAUGAUCAGACUUUGAGUAUCCCUUUUACUGAAGGUGGCUUGUUGGAUGAUAUGCUGGAGGAGGCUCGGCUGUUGGCUGCCGGCGACCACGAUAUCAUGCAGCGUCAGAGCUGUAUGGUCGGAUUCAGUACCAGCUCCGAUUGUUUAGCUUCAGCAAAAGAAGAAACAGUAACAGAUCAAGAGAUCAACGCUAUACAAGAAGACUACUCUAGGCUACUCGAUAUUCCUUCGUCGAUGGCAACGCCCGAUUGGUUCAACGAUUGUGGGAAGUCUCCUACGGGCCUUUGA
This is a messenger RNA of Hibiscus syriacus, 1581 nucleotides long. RefSeq names its product transcription factor MYB120-like. The coding region runs from base 1 to 1581 and encodes 526 amino acids. NCBI's taxonomy places the organism in Eukaryota, Viridiplantae, Streptophyta, Magnoliopsida, Malvales, Malvaceae. The transcript has 3 exons. The record is from RefSeq and is a predicted model, not a curated record.